This is a messenger RNA of Sesamum indicum (sesame), 2629 nucleotides long. RefSeq names its product Diacylglycerol kinase family protein (gene ACD5). Gene Ontology annotation, molecular function: ceramide kinase activity. NCBI's taxonomy places the organism in Eukaryota, Viridiplantae, Streptophyta, Magnoliopsida, Lamiales, Pedaliaceae. The record is from RefSeq and is a predicted model, not a curated record. Gene Ontology annotation, biological process: ceramide metabolic process; phosphorylation.
AACAAUUUCUUAAUUCUUGGCGGCUGUUCUGUUUUUGUUUGCUGCCCCUCCCUUUUAAACGAGAAAUAAUGGCAGAAGUAAUUGAAAAAUAAUUUCAGGAUAUUGGGUGGAAAUCUGACCUCCAAAUUCCGAAAUUAACAGCUUUGACAUUAUUGUUCAUGCCACGACUCUAAUUCCCAAAGUGGGGUCUCCCCAAUUUGAUUGAUUUUCUAGAAAAUUUGUUGAGAUUUAUAGAAUUUCAGAUUCUUCAUCGUAGCAGUAGGAUGGAAAGAGACGAAAACGGGUUGAUUGCAGAUAAUUCUUGCCCAAAUCCACCAUUCACUGAUGGCGAUCCGGGCUCUGUUUCCAGCUCUAAUUUUUUCUUGGAUCAUGUUGGGGAGGUUGUUCUUACUCACAAUUCAGAUGGGUUAUCUUGGAAAUUGGUUGAUUCUUUGCAUACUGAAGAGGAUAAAUUUUCUUGUUUGCGAUUUAAAUUUGUCUCUCAGAGUGAAUCGGAGGUUAAGUUUGCUGAUGUUUAUGCUGUUAACUUCAUUGGUUGGGGUUUGGUACAUGAGUCUUCACUUGGCAGUGCUGAACGAUCUGUUUCGGUUCAUUCUUUAGAGAUGUACCGGUUCACAGUGCAUGUUGUUCACAAUUCAAAGACCCAAACGUCUCUCUGGAUCCCAUCAGUUUACACUUUCGGUCAUAAAAAUUUGGAGAUAUGUAAGACUUGGGUUAAUCAGAUUAAUGCUUCUCUGCUCAUGGAAGCUAAGCGACCUAAGAAUCUUCUGGUUUUUGUUCACCCAAAGAGUGGGAAAGGACAUGGAUGUAGAAUAUGGGAGGCAGUAGCUCCAUUAUUUUCCCAGGCCAAAGUGAAAACAAAGGUAAUAGUGACAGAGAGGGCUGGACAUGCACGUGACAUUUUGGUCUCAAUUACAAAUAAGGAUCUGAAUUUAUAUGAUGGUGUUGUAGCUGUUGGUGGUGAUGGAUUUUUCAAUGAAAUUCUUAAUUCUCUUCUCUUGUUGAGGCAUAAGGCUCCAUAUCCGCCGGCUCCUGGGAAUUUCAUGCACCCAGUUGAGAGUGAGUGGAAUAUCUCAGUUCAAAAUGUUGAGAGAACUGUUUUCGAGCCCUGUAAGCAUAAUGAAGACGAGUCUCCACUUCUCACAGGCUCUGAAGAUGUUGGACCUCAAUCACAGAUUUGUGAACAAGACCCUGAGUUUCUUUUCCCAAAUGAAAAAUUUAGAUUCGGGAUUAUCCCAGCUGGAUCAACUGAUGCCAUCGUUAUUUGUACGACGGGGGCCCGGGACCCUGUAACAUCAGCAUUGCAUAUUAUCCUUGGAAAACGGGUGCACCUUGAUAUAGCUCAAGUUGUAAGAUGGAAAGAAACACAUGCAUCAAAUGAAGAACCCUGUGUACGCUAUGCAGCUUCUUUUGCUGGGUAUGGCUUCUAUGGAGAUGUCAUUACGGAGAGUGAAAAGUAUCGGUGGAUGGGACCUAAGCGAUAUGAUUAUGCUGGCACAAAGGUUUUCCUUCAGCAUAGGUCAUAUGAGGCUGAAGUGAAUUAUCUUGAAAUUGAACCUGAAAACAGUACCUCGGGCUCUGAAACAGAUCCUCGAGUUAGUGAUAGCAUACUUUGGUGUCUUCCUAGAAAGCCUGGCAGGGCGAGUUGUCGCGCUAACUGCGCUGUAUGUAAUAUGAAAUCCAACGAAGCAAUGGUCGGAUCCCCCAGCCUGGCUCGGGACUUACAAGGACUGAGAUGGUCGAAGUCCAAAGGACGUUUUCUUAGUGUUGGUGCUGCUAUAAUAUCUUGCCGGAAUGAAAAGGCCCCUGAUGGCCUUGUAGCUGAUGCUCAUCUUUCUGACGGGUACCUGCAUUUGAUACUAAUAAAAGAGUGCCCUCACCCUUGUUAUCUAUGGCACCUUAUUCACCUUGCAAGGAAAGGUUGGGACCCCCUGGAUUUCAACUUUGUUGAACACCAUAAAACUCCCGCUUUCACAUUCACAUCUUUUGGCAAGGAGGGUGUAUGGAACGUGGACGGCGAGCUUUUUCGAGCACAUCAGCUAUCUGCUCAAGUAUUUCGUGGUCUCGUUAGCUUGUUUGCAACAGGUCCUGAAGCAUAGGGUAGCUGAUGAGAAACAUGCAUAUCUGUACUACAGCCAUGUAAGAUACUUUCUAACCUCACAGAUCUAGUGUCAAACAGUCACAAUAUCAUCAUCCUGAAUAGUUCAGAUGGAUAAAUCCAACAACAAAGAUUUGGAAGGACUAUACGAGGAGUCGUUACCGUGCACCUAUCAGAAGGCUGACCCUUAGUCUGCAGCUGAAUUUUAUGAAUGCUGCGGGAGUGCAUGGUGACAAUAUUGUUCAUUCAAGACGAAAUAAAGUUUUAUGGGCUGGAAUUUAUCAUUGAACUCGUGGCAAUUAGAGACUGUUGUCCUCAGGAAGCACAUAUCAGCACAACCACUCUCCCAAGAGACUGCAACGAGACAUUUGGCGAGGUUCAUUUCAAAAUUUCAGAGGCUCUAGAUACCAUAUAUUGUGCUAUUGGACAACAAACUUCUACCAAGAAUAGUUUAAUGAAAAUUUUCAUUUUUGCUGUAAUAAAUGGCAAAGUUUCGUAGAUUGAGCUGGGAAUUGGCUAAGUUCUUGCAUU